Gordionus sp. m RMFG-2023 is the source of this 1149-nucleotide messenger RNA. Its product is annotated as ADP-ribosylation factor 6. The transcript is spliced from 4 exons. Bases 73 to 600 code for a protein of 175 amino acids. The record is from RefSeq and is a predicted model, not a curated record. Lineage: Eukaryota; Metazoa; Nematomorpha; Gordioida; Chordodea; Parachordodidae. Gene Ontology annotation, molecular function: GTP binding; GTPase activity. Gene Ontology annotation, cellular component: cytoplasm. Gene Ontology annotation, biological process: intracellular protein transport; vesicle-mediated transport.
CUUAUUAUAUUUUUUGUGAAUUUCUGCUCAGCUAAAUGCUGGAAAUUUAAAAACCUUAUAAUUUAAAACAUAAUGGGUAAGUUUUUAUCCAAAUUAUUUGGAAGUAAAGAAAUGAGAAUAUUAAUGCUGGGUUUGGAUGCAUCUGGAAAGACAACAAUUUUAUACAAGCUCAAAUUGGGACAAUCCGUCACAACCAUCCCUACCGUUGGAUUCAACGUCGAAACUGUCAAAUACAAAAACGUCAAAUUCAGUGUUUGGGAUGUAGGUGGUCAAGACAAAAUACGGCCCCUAUGGAGGCAUUACUACACCGGAACUCAGGGACUUAUAUUCGUAAUUGACUCAUCGGAUCGGGACCGGAUAGAUGAAGCCCGCCAAGAACUUCAUAGGAUAAUAAACGAUAGAGAAAUGAAAGAGGCCAUUGUGCUAGUUUACGCGAACAAACAAGAUCUCCCUGAUGCCAUGAAACCCAGCGAAAUUCAGGAGAAGUUAGGACUCAAUAGAAUUCGCGAUAAAACCUGGUACAUCCAACCGGCAUGCGCGACCGCGGGUGACGGUUUGUUUGAAGGCCUGACUUGGUUGAUUUCUAACCAAAAAUUAUAAAAUUAAAGCGUUAUUAAUUAUGGCAAUAAUCACGAAUUCGGCUGACUUUUUAAAAAAAAUUGUAGUUAUUGAAUUGAAUCACAUUGCGUUUUUGUCCACAAGUUUAUUAAAAAAAUUUUUAAUGGCUUAUCAAGAAAUAUUUUAAUUGAUCUAAAAAUUUAAUGCCGCUCCACUAUAAACUUGUGUUAGAUUUCCUAUCAACAAUUACCCCACAUUUAUGUCUUUAUGAUCUUUGCAUUGAAUUCUCAUAUCCGGUCUCUCUUUUAACGAAAAUAUUUGAGCAUUUAAUUUUUAGAAAAAUACAAAAAUUCUCAGCAUUAAAAUAUUCAAUUUUUUAUAUAUAUUUGCGCGCAUGGAUUAAAUGCACUAAAUCGAAAUUUGAAUUAUAUUUUAUGAUACUAUAAGUAUUUUAAAGAAACUCAAUAAAUAAAUCAUUUAGUUUAUGCCUUUUAUACUUCAUCAUGUACAAAUUUGGUUUUUUUUAAAAAAUAAUGAUUUUUAUAGAAUACAUCUAAAAUGUAUUAGAUACAUUAUAUAUAUAUUUAGUUU